Molecule: messenger RNA, 199 nt
Organism: Dentiscutata erythropus
Lineage: Eukaryota; Fungi; Glomeromycota; Glomeromycetes; Diversisporales; Gigasporaceae
Source: the annotation of a GenBank genome assembly
AGAUAUCAGAUUUACAAAAUUAACCAAAUUUGGAAAAAUAACGAUAAAUCUAAAACGAGGUUAUGAAAAAAGUUAUUACAAAGUGAAUAAAGAUGGGCGAUUGCAUUCACUUAAUGACAAUCCUCUUACAGAAAUUUUUGACGAUGCUAUUAGACUUACAUUCACUCCGUCUAAAGGUGUUAGUGUUAUGCUUUGUUAA